AUGGACAUCAUUACUCUCACCAUCGCUUUUAUCCUUCCUGGAUUAAUAUUCAUGGUCACCAAACGAGUGCGCAUUAGAGUAAUCAAACUGGACUCUCGUUGGGAAAGUCUGGUUUGGACAUGGCGUCUAAUGAGGUCAAAACUCGUAUUUCCAGAGACUCUCGACGACUGGUCCUUGCAGGAUCCCAAAGAUUACAACGAAGCUUUUGUCUAUAUACAUAGCUGUUGGAUGUUUGUACUCCCAUUCUUCGUUUCACGAGGAUAUGCGAUGUAUCAGCAGGACCCUUCCGGUAUUGGAAACCUGAACCCUCCUCCCUUUCCACCCGUAGCAAAAGUUACGUCGUACCCGUAUUCUCGGCAAGUCCCCAGUAAGACUCCUACCCCGAGGACUUUGUGGGUGCCACGUAUAUGGGCAGCUCGCGAUUCACUUGGAAGGGAUGUUAUAAUCAAGGUGAUAUCUGAGGUCGACGACCCAUCAAACGAGCUAAAGGUCAUGCAACUCCUUAAUAGCAAAAGGUUGCGAUCCGACCCAUGCAACCAUACCAUAUUUGCUCUCGAUUACAUUACUUUUGAUAAAUUUGUCUUUGUCGUGAUGCCCAGAUGGGAUAGUUGCAUCUUUCCUGAAUUCGAGAGUGUUUCGGAACUUUUGUCAUUUGCUAAAACAGUGCUCGAGACUUUUGAUUUUUUGCACCGCAACAAAAUUGUUCAUUUUGACUGCCUUGCCCAAAACAUUGGCAUGAACGCCGUUUUGGAAACCUCGGAAUCUAGUCGCAGAACAGGAUUGCGGAAUCCAAAAGAAGUCCGAUAUGCCCUUUUUGAUUUCGGAGCUUCUGAAGUUUUCCCUGAGGAUACUAUCAUUGAAGAGGCGCGUACGUCACGGCGCGAUCCCCACUUUGGUUUGCACGGUGUUUCAUUCAACACAAUCUCUUUUCCGUACAAUCCCUUCAGAAUGGACGUCGCUUUCAUGGGAACAUGUCUUCAAACAUACGUCAGGCACCUUGAGAACAGGAUUCCUGAGCUUGGGCCAUUCUUUGACUCGUUGGUUGAUAUCAACAACCCUAACCAGCUUUCAGCUAAACAGGCUCUGGAUCGCUUUGUAGAGAUAUUCAAUGCUCUUAGCCCAGAGCUGGCUAGUGCACCUUGUGAUGGAUUUAUUUGGAAGGAUGGUGUUGUCCGCAAGAGACAUGGUGAUCUGAUAACCAUAACUGAGUAA
Psilocybe cubensis is the source of this 1212-nucleotide messenger RNA. RefSeq lists its product as uncharacterized. Bases 1 to 1212 code for a protein of 403 amino acids. The record is from RefSeq and is a predicted model, not a curated record. The transcript is spliced from 6 exons. NCBI's taxonomy places the organism in Eukaryota, Fungi, Basidiomycota, Agaricomycetes, Agaricales, Agrocybaceae.